This is a messenger RNA of Durusdinium trenchii, 705 nucleotides long. NCBI's taxonomy places the organism in Eukaryota, Dinophyceae, Suessiales, Symbiodiniaceae. The record is from the annotation of a GenBank genome assembly.
AUGCAUGACAGCCGCGAAGACUCGUCCGCCUUCUUGUCCCAAUUUGGCAUAGAAUUGGCUGGCGUGUUCGACUCGCAGGUAGCCCACACCAUGAUGCUGGAGCAGCAGGCACUGCGGCCGUUUCAGAUCUCUCUCAAUGAGCUUCUGAAAAUGGUGCUGAGACUGGAAAACGAGAAAGAAGCGUCCCUGGGACAGCGCAUGAAGAAGGAUCCCAAUGUUUGGUUUUACAGACCCAUGAGAGAGGACCUUCUCACCUAUGCAGCCCAGGAUGUGAUGUACCUACCCCUUCUGCAUCAACGGCUUUGUGAUCAGUUAGGUGAUCGCAGCGGAUGCCGUGUGAUGACAAGGAGCCGGGAGUAUGUGAACUAUGCGCGCAUGAACCUCCACUUGUCCUCACCAAAGGCAGCUGAGCGCCGAGGUCUCCGACUUCAGGCAAUGCUUGCAACUCAGACCGAGGCGGCAUUGUACUUCAAGUUGAACCUUGGAGCCCAUCGCCAAGGCGUUGUUAGCCGCGAAGAGGCACUGAAGAACUUCAAAGACAUGCAUUAUGGCGAGAUUGCUGAUUGUUGGGUGUCUGCCUGGAACACCGGUCGCAACAUUCUCUUCUUGGAGCGGUUUGAGGGCAGCUUUGCACCAGACCCAGACUUUACCACUGGCAGUGCUGGGCGCCGGCGCAAGCGGAGGCCUCAUGGCCCGACUGACUAA